AUGAGCUUCAACACGGGGACGGCGUACGCCGAGUCGGAUGCAGAUGACGAGUACGAGAGGGACAUUCACGACAGCUCGCCCAUAGACGCCACCGAUGCCGAGGCUUCGCCGACUGAGUCGGACCCGCCGUCUAACGAACACACUCCCACCACAUACGGAUACCGCAGCAGCGCUGAUCGCCUACCGGAGACAAUAAUCUCGGAGUGGACGGCGGACGAGUGCGCCGACUUUAUCGCUACAAUCGGUCUGGAGCAGUACUCGGCUCGCUUUGUUGAGAACGAAAUCGUUGGCGAGGCGCUCGUUGCGCUGUUACACGAUGAUCUAAAGUCGAUGGGGAUUCACAGUGUCGGCCACCGACUGACCAUCCUAAGGAGCGUUUACGACGUGAAGAAGGCACAGGACGUGCCAGUGGAGAGCGACCACUACGUACCAUUGACUGCGGAGAAUGACGGCCAGUAUGCGACUGCUAAGGACAUCAAGAACUUGGUGGAACAGUUGCGAUUGCGCGACGAGCGCAUGCACCUUUUUGAGCAGGAUUUCCGUCGGCUUGCGGAAGACUUUAGGAGAUUGCGCGAAGACAUGCUGCCGGCGCUUAGACUGGCCAAAGAUGCGCAGCAGCCGCUGCCGCACCUGAACAACGGCUCGGCAUACGCUGGGUACGAUACGACGAUAUCACCACCAGCACCGACACCGUCGACGAGUGGUCAAUCUGGCGGCGGUCUCAAACGCCAAUGGUCGACCAAGAAGAUCAUGUUAGGCACGACACCAAAAGCCACGUCGCCAACACACCUCCAAACGGCACACGACAGGUCGCUUGCGGAGCAGACUUUGGACCCUUCGAGUGCGGCCGAGAGGGCUGUCAUGUCGUCGAGCCACCUGGCCAUCAACGGCCUCGCACCAUCGGCAACAUCACCCUCGUAUCCAUCAAUAAAUAUUCCCUCACCGACAUCUCCGCCGACAACACUUGGUGGAACCACACUGGCGUCCAGAUCGUACCGUUCAGACCAACCGACGCCAUCGAGUCGAUCAACAUUUGCCGAAUCAGACUACGCGCACCCUGGUGGACGGGACAAGCAGCCGGUGGCGCCACGUAGGAUGCAGACGCCAGCGCCUGACACGCCAAGCGGCAGCAACGCGUCGGUUGAGAUAUUCAAGUCAUUCCGAGUCAGCAUGGACGACCCGUGCUACAAGGUGCUGCCGGCCGCGUUGAAAAAGUACCAAAUCAACGCACCGUGGGACCAGUACGCGCUUUACAUUGUUUACGGAGACCAGGAGCGCUGCUUGGGCCUAGAGGAGAAGCCUCUCAUCUUGUUCAAGCAGCUCGACAAGGAGGGGAAGAAACCCAUGUUUAUGCUGCGCAAGACCAACAAUGCGCAGGUUGACAUUGGCAACGAGGCGCCAGGCAGCGCGGGGUUGGGAGCGAGUGCAAGGGGGGCGGCCACCGGAUAUGACCCCCCAGGUGGAAUAAUAUGA
Molecule: messenger RNA, 1473 nt
Organism: Pyricularia pennisetigena
Lineage: Eukaryota; Fungi; Ascomycota; Sordariomycetes; Magnaporthales; Pyriculariaceae
Exons: 3
Coding region: 1-1473 (490 amino acids)
Biological process (GO): signal transduction
Molecular function (GO): protein binding
Source: RefSeq, a predicted model, not a curated record